GGCCUCUCUAUGGUUUUCCCGGCAGCCCUUGUGCUUACGGCGUCGGAGACUUCCGGAGCGAGGUGACGUGCCAAGCGUGUUUUCUGACGCAAACACGCGGUAGGGGCUAUAGGCUCGAGGGCGGUGAGCGGUGGCAAUUGCUAGGCGGAGACUGUUAAAGGAAGAGAACAGAGAAAGGAUUUGGACUGGCGGGAGGCACCUAACUGCAAGGAAUUUCUGCCCCACUAUUACAACUGAACCAGAUGCCUUCCUCUACUUCAUCAGACCAGGAAGAUGACCUGGAGGCCUGUGUUUUAAGAUUUUCUGAUCUGGAUUUAAAAGACACAAGUCUUAUUAAUCCCAACAGCAGUCUCAAAGCAGAACUAAAUGGCAAUACAAAGAAGAAAUACUCAUUUGCAAAGAAAAAGGCCUUUGCCCUUUUUGUUAAAACCAAAGAAGUUCCAGCAAAAAGGAAUUUUGAAUGUAAAGAAAAAUGGUGGAAGUGCUGUCAGCAACUAUUCACAGACCCGACCAGUAUCCAUAGACAUGUGGCAACACAACAUGCUGAUGAAACCUAUCACCAGACAGCUUCUAUUUUAAAGCAACUGGCUGUGGCAUUGAGCACCGCAAAAAGUCUUAUGUCUUCAGACCAAAAGAACUCUCUAAAAGAGCGCCUUAUGCAUAGCCAUGAAGUGUCUGCUUGGCUUCCUGACAUAAGCCGCUUUAGCCCUGAGGAGCUGAUAAGUGGCCAGGGCAAUGAUCAAGGGGAGGUGCUACUGUAUUAUUGCUACUGUGACCUAGAGGAUCCCCAUUGGAUCUGUGCCUGGCAGACUGCCCUGUGUCAGCACCUGCACCUCACUGGCAAGGUUCGAAUUGCUAUGGAAGGAAUCAAUGGGACAGUUGGUGGAAGCAAAUUGGCUACCAGACUUUAUGUGGAAGUCAUGCUUUCUUGCCCAUUUUUUAAGGAUUAUCUGUUUAAGGAUGAUUUUAAGACCAGCAAAGGAGGAUCUCACUGUUUUCCAGAAUUGCGUGUUGGUGUAUUUGAAGAAAUCGUGCCCAUGGGGAUCAGCCCCAAUAAGAUCUCCUACAAGAAGCCAGGAAUCCAUUUAUCACCAGGUGAAUUUCAUAAAGAAGUAGAAAAGUUUUUAUCUCAGGCAAAUCGACAACAAAGUGAUACUAUCCUUCUGGAUUGCAGAAACUUCUAUGAAAGCAAAAUAGGACGAUUCCAGGGCUGCUUAGCCCCAGACAUCAGGAAAUUCAGUUACUUCCCCGGCUACGUUGACAAAAAUCUAGAACUUUUCAGAGAGAAGAGGGUGCUGAUGUACUGCACCGGGGGCAUCCGUUGUGAGCGGGGUUCAGCCUACCUCAAAGCCAAGGGAGUAUGCCAGGAAGUGUUCCAGCUCAAGGGUGGCAUCCACAAGUACCUGGAAGAGUUUCCUGAUGGUUUUUACAAAGGGAAGUUGUUUGUUUUUGAUGAGCGUUAUGCCCUGAGCUACAACAGUGAUGUGGUGUCAGAAUGUUCAUACUGUGGAGUCCAGUGGGACCAGUAUAGACUCUGCUCGACUCCCCAAUGCCGUCAGCUUGUUUUGACCUGCCCUGCCUGUCAAGGACAGGGAUUCACAGCCUGUUGUGUCACAUGUCAAGACAAAGGGAGCAGGAAGGCUUCAGAACCUACUCAGGACAGCUUUAAAGAGGAAUGUGAGUGUACAGCCCGACGGCCACGCAUACCUAGGGAACUCUCGCAACAUGUGGGACUCCCUGAGAGUCCAGAGCUGGAGCCUGAUGUUGGUGAGGAUGGGCCAUUGCACCUUCGGCAUUUCUCCAAGCCAUCAGUAAAAGGUAGUUUAGAGUGACAGUCCAGAAUAACAUCAUGGCUGCAGAAACAGAGAAAUCGGGAACUUCAGUGCUGACCAGUACUUCCAUGGCAAUCUGGUCACCAUAUUGGCCACCUACACUUCAUGGUGGAGGGGAAAGGGAGUCAGGUGUUAACCACUUACCUGACGUAUUCUGAUCAGAAGAUGCUAGAACACAGAUAAAUGGUAAGCAAUAUGGGAUCCUACAGCUGGUGAGGAAGAGAGCCUUGAGCUCGGUGACUGCAUUAUGCCCGUUCUCUGCUAUGCAGCAGGACUGUUGAUAGUCAUUGCACUUGUCAGCAAACCCAUCUGUCCUGGGGGCAAAUGUGAAAGCUGUGACCCUGGGAGAAGACUCCUAAACUGAGCCACUCAGGUCAGCUGGCAUCCAGCCCAUGUUCUGUCUCUUUGCUGACAGCCUGAGGGGCCUGCAAGUUGUAGCAUUUGGCCUAUGUCCUGCUUUUGUAGAUACAGUCACCCCUUGGUGUACCCACGGGAUAGUUUCUGAGUGCCUGAGUAUACCAAAACUCUCUGUGUACUCAAGUCCCACGGUGGGCCCUGCAGAACCUGUAUGUAAGAUAAAUCAGCCCUUCAUAUGUGUGGGUUUCACAUCCUCUGAUUUCUGUAUUUUCAAUCUGCAUUUGGUUGAAAAAUCCACAUAUAAGUAGACCCAUGCAGUUCAACCCCUUGUUGUUCAAGGGUCAACCGUACAGUUUAUUGGAACAGCCACACCCAUUCCUUUGUAUAUAAUCUAUGGCAGAAUUGAGUGGUUGCGACAGACCAUGUGACCUGCAAAAUCUGAAAUAUUUACUGUCUGGCCUUUUAUAGAAAAGUUUGCCAACCCCUGAUCUCGGGGGGAGAUGACCUUAAAGAUGUGACCUUCAUUUUUUACUGAUUUAGUUUGUGUGAGAGAAUUUGUCUAAUAUUCCUGCUUCCCCCAAUAGUCACUCUCCAAACUUUAAAUUGUUCUCUUUGAGAGAUUCAAAUAAACUAGAUGACAGACAAUGAGCCGAGGUUUUUAGAUGAGCACCCGGGAUACAUGACAUUCUUACUGAGGUUAUCCAGCAUUGUCAUUGUGGCUGCCUGACCUUCUGGCCAGGCACAUGUUCCUGUCACCCAGGUCCCAAGAAACACAUACACAACCAUACAUAGACCAACAGAUUUAAUAUUACGUUGCAGUUUCCAGUGAUGCAGAAUGCAGCUGCAGUUGUGUAUCAAGGAGAAGCCGAGUGGGAUGGUUAUCCCUGCAGCAUGGUGCCACUCCUGGACCAUUUUCAGCCUCAGUGGACACUCCCAUAGUGCUGAGGCCUUGGCUCUGCCUCCAGUUACCCUGUACUGCCCACAUCCUUAGAGCUCACUGUGAAGGCCUUUGCCUUUUUCAUCAACAGCCUCUCUGCUCAGUGCUCUGCAGCUCUUUGGCCUUGUCCUUUAUGUAUCAUGAGAUUUGCUGAAUCACUAAUGAAAUUACUCCCCAAAGCAACAAACAAAUACUAAUUUAACUGGCACUGUGGUAUUUUAAAAGGCACAAGGGCAUUAUGGCUUAACACUUUUGCUAGAUCCCAAGAGAUGCACAUGAUGUUAAAAAGGGAUGUGGCAGAAAUACCAAAAUUACAUUUUCAGAGUAAUCAUCUUGGGGUGGUUUGGACAAGAUUUCCUAAUUCUUUAAUAUCUGGAUUUUCUUCACCUGUUGUCUUAAUUUAUAGGAAUGAGAUCGCAGUGAUUUGUCUAAUAAGUGACUAGAUAGAUAGCUGAAGUCUGUAAGCUUGGCCAUACUAAAUACCAUAGCCAUGAUGAACUGGAAACGGAUCCCUCUCGCAGUGGCCUCAUGUAAGUUGUUUGCCCACUGUGUAGUACACAAAGGUGUUUUCAAGUAUUUGGCCACAUCUGUCAUAAGCUUGGCAUUCACUAGGGAA
Messenger RNA from Carlito syrichta (Philippine tarsier), 3742 nucleotides. It is a transcript of the gene TSTD2, whose product is annotated as thiosulfate sulfurtransferase like domain containing 2. The coding region runs from base 243 to 1832 and encodes 529 amino acids. The record is from RefSeq and is a predicted model, not a curated record. Lineage: Eukaryota; Metazoa; Chordata; Mammalia; Primates; Tarsiidae. The transcript has 10 exons.